Messenger RNA from Felis catus (domestic cat), 3405 nucleotides. RefSeq names its product hes family bHLH transcription factor 4 (gene HES4). NCBI's taxonomy places the organism in Eukaryota, Metazoa, Chordata, Mammalia, Carnivora, Felidae. Gene Ontology annotation, molecular function: DNA-binding transcription factor activity, RNA polymerase II-specific; RNA polymerase II cis-regulatory region sequence-specific DNA binding; protein dimerization activity. Gene Ontology annotation, biological process: regulation of transcription by RNA polymerase II; anterior/posterior pattern specification. The record is from RefSeq and is a predicted model, not a curated record. Bases 357 to 989 code for a protein of 210 amino acids. Gene Ontology annotation, cellular component: nucleus. The transcript is spliced from 4 exons.
GCGCAGGCGUGCGGCUCUGGCCGCGGCUGCAGAGGCGGGGGCAGGCGCCCUUCCCGCGUCGUCCCGGCCUAGCUGGAGGCGGGCGCGGGCAGGACGCUUCCAGUGCCCUUUGUCGCGGGCCCGGGGCGCAGGCUUGACUGGCGUUUGGCGGGGGCCGCGGCCGGGGGCGGGCGGCCCCGCGCGCAGCCCGCGAGUGUGCUGGGGGGGAGCGGGGAGGGGGAGCGCAGCCGCUCAUUGGCUGGCGCCAGCGUGGGAAAGAAUGCGGAGCCGAGUUCACACGCCCUGCGGCCGCGCCGCCUUAAGUAGCCCGGCGGCCGGCGACGCUCCGUGCGGGCCCGGAGGCGCGGGGGCGCACCAUGCCCGCGGAGACCCCGGGGAAGCCGAGAGCCUCGCCGCCGGCCGGAGCGCCGGGUAAGCCCCGGAGCGCGGCGGAACACCGAAAGUCCUCCAAGCCGGUCAUGGAGAAGCGGCGCCGAGCGCGCAUCAACGAAAGCCUCGCGCAGCUCAAGACCCUCGUCCUGGAUGCCUUCAGGAAGGAUAGCUCCCGCCAUUCGAAGCUGGAGAAAGCGGACAUCCUGGAGAUAACCGUGAGGCACUUGCAGAGCCUGCGACGCGUACAGGUGACAGCCGCGCUCGGCGCUGACCCCGCCGUCCUGGGCAAGUACCGCGCCGGCUUCAACGAGUGUCUGGCGGAGGUGAAUCGCUUCUUGGCCGGCUGCGAGGGCGUCCCGGCCGACGUGCGUUCUCGCCUGCUGGGCCACCUGGCGGCCUGCCUGCGCCAGCUGGGGCCCUCGCGCCGCCCCGUCCCCCCGGCCCAGGUCUACGGCUGCCCGCCGCUCGCGGCCUUCGACGGUCCCUUCUUCCCCCUGCCGCGCCCCGGGUCGGUCUUGGCGCUGCGGCUCCCGCCAGGCCUGACCGGGGCGCCCCUCGCCGCCCCCAGGGCUGGCCCGCAGGGCCGGGGCGCGCCCUGGAGGCCGUGGCUGCGGUGAGGACUGUAGCGGAAGCUGCACCCCGUUCUAGGGCCGCGGCCUUUGCCGGGAGUGGACCAGAGACUAUUUGUUUCCAGGGCCCACAUUGAGAGAGUUUUUAUAUUUUUUUGUCCUUGUGAAGAGUCUAGUCUGACGUCUCUUUCAGCGCUUAGCUGGGGGUGGGGGUGGGGGCGGUCUGCUGUUUACUUUGCGCUGGACUUCCGGGGCGGGACUUCGGGUUGCUCUUCCCCACAGUCUGCACCCUCGGGGGGGGGGGGAGGGGGGAGGGGGGGAGGGGGCCCUUCCCUCCGUCCCUUCCCGCCCCUCCUCCCGCCCCCCGCCGGGCCUGGCUGGUGCGCCUGCGAUGGUUCAGAGGCCAGCGACCCUCCUAGAAGUGGCGCGGCGGGGCGGGGCGGGGCGGGGGGGGGGGGUUUGAGAGGCCCCUCAGGAGGUUCAGGCGGGAAGGUGACAGUCAUCACGUUUCCCAGAAUGUAUCCCAGCGUGGGAAAGCAGUUGUGCAGCGUCAUUGGGCAAGAUGUUUGUUUGUUUUUGUUUUUUUAAGGUACUUUACCCCACUGCCACUUCUGUGGACCUUGGAAGAUGGAGACAUAGUCACACACUUGUCUUGGGCAGCUGAGCUGUGGCCAGAGCCGAAAGCUUGCCCUGAAGCUUCAGCACUGGCCUGGUCCACUUCCUACUUUGUUCUCUUGGUUCCUUCAACACAAAGCUCCUUGGACUGAGUCAGCCCCAGGGCAGCGUCUGCCCAGGAGAGGGUGUCUGAGUCUUGGGGACAAGGAACUGGGGCAAGACUGGCAAAGAACACUUAGUGCCAGCGGUGGGAGGGGGAGGGAUACUCCCCCACCAGAGUCCAGUCUUGACGUGUGCCCUGGGAGGGAAGGUCUCUGCUAGUGGGAGAAGACUGGAGGGUGGUCCUGCCCAUGCCUUUUUCCCGAGUACCUACUGUGUCAGCCAUACAGUGCCAGGCAGUGAUACUAGGCAGCAUUGGACAUCAGCCCUGGAGUCACUGUCCUGCGGUCCCAGGUCUUCCUGAGCUGCUGCAGGGGGCUGUGCUCCAGGUGCAACGAGGGGUGUUCUGAGCCACAUAAGCUGAGACUGGAGCGUCUCACCCCGAGCCCAUCUGAGGCUGAGCCAAGAUUCAUUUCCAACUGCAGCCGAGUUUGUCAGAUGGUUGCCUGCCUCCUGCUUGGCCAGGGCUCUUCAGGGAGAAAGAGGGUGGGUCCCUGACAGAGGUUGGUCUGCUGCUCCUCCAGUGGCCUCCGUGGCCGUGUCGUAGGCAGGGAUCACCUGGUUCUCCUACACUCAGCCAUGCUCACCUGUCAGGGACUUCCAAGUCCCCACCAAGCCUGUCAUCCCUGCCCUCUGGCUGCUUUGCCCAUCUCCCUGAGAGUCAAGGACCUGGGUCAGUGGUGCUAGAUGGUGGCAGCCACGUGGGCCUUGGAGAUACACACAUUCGGUGGUCCUGGCCCUGGGGGAGCCUCAAAGUAGUCCCUCUGUCUCGGAGCUGCAGCUCUGGCAGGGCUGUGGGGAAAGAACAGUUGGUCAAGGCCUGGGAAGCCCUCUUUGGCAAGAGACCUGCCCAGGGUCUAUUGCUGGAGCAGGGAGCUCAGCUUGGUUGGGGGAGAGCAGUUGCUCAGGGAGGGCCUCAGUGCAGAAGAGGGCUGGGGUGGGGAUGUGAAGCCUGGUGGGGGGGGGGGGGGAGGGCUGGAGGGUGGGUAGAGUUUGUACAAAGCAGGGGCCCACACACCCUGCAGGAAAGAGAGGGUCCUCCCUACCUAUGUGGCCAAAUGAAAAAGAGCCACCUGGGAACAUCACCUGGAACUUGGGGCUGUCAUGCUCUCCCUCCUCCCAUAAAAGGGCAGUGAUAACUCUAGACCAGAUCCCUGGUGUCCCAUUUCCUGCCUGCCUUACUCCCUGUCCUUCCCACCCCCACCUGCACCCCCAUGCUACCUUUACUUCCUGUUUCUGGUAAUGUCUUAACGCUGUUGCCAAAGGGAGAUUUGCAGUGAGGACCCUCCAAGGGUCUCUCAGGCUCUGUCGGGGACCACACACAGUUCCUCAGUCACGCAAGCCCCUUCUGAUCUCUGUGUCUUUGAACUCAGCCUCCUGGCUGGAAUUCUCUCCCCACUUUCCCACCAGUCUCCGUGGGCUCCAGAGGCCAGGGCCAUGUCUGUGUCAACCACCUUUGUCCUCACAGUUGCUUGGAAUGGCUCAAUUCAUACUGACUUGAUUAAUUUGGAUGGAGUCAGGAGGUUUGAGAAGAGUGUCUUUUGUUAUUUUUGAGGUAUAGGUGAUGUACAAUGUUACAUUAAUUUCAGGGGUACGACAUAGUGGUUCAGCAAUUCCAUACAGUGCUCGCUGUGAUUGGAGUAGCCACCGUCUGUCAGGGUACAAAGUUAUUACAGUAUUAUUGAGCAUA